CACAAUUAUUUAUCAGAACAGAAGCAACAAUAAUGUCAUAGGUAAAGCAGUUUCAACGAUGCAUUUCGCCGACUUCCUUGCAGGAUCAGUGGGAGGAGCGUGUGGCGUUGCGGUCGGAUAUCCACUGGACACGGUCAAAGUCCGGAUCCAGACUCAGAAACAGUUCACGGGAAUCUGGCAGUGCAUCGUAAUGACCGUCAAGAAAGAAGGGGUCCAGGGCUUCUUUAAGGGAAUGGCUUUGCCCGUCACCACUAUAUCCAUGACCUCGUCCGUGGUGUUCGGCACGUACCGGAACUGUCUCCAGUGUCUCGCUCGGCUCCGCGGGACCGGCGCGCACAACUCCAAACUGGACAUCUUCCUGUCCGGCCUGGCGGGCGGUGUGGCUCAGAUCUCUGUAAUGUCACCGGGCGACCUGGUGAAAGUCCGUCUGCAGUGUCAGACCGAGAGCCGGCGCGGUGGAUUGAGUCACGGGAAGCCCCGAUACCGCGGGCCGGUCCACUGUUUGCUGAGCAUCGCUAAACACGAGGGCGUUUCGGGGCUUUACCGAGGAGCGCUUCCUCUGGCCUUCAGAGACGGGCCUUCGUUCGCCACAUACUUCCUGACCUACAACACACUGUGUUCCCGACUCACGCCAGCGGGACAGACGGAGCCCGAGUGGAGUGUGGUGCUGCUGUCCGGUGGAGUCGCAGGAAUGGCCGGCUGGACUGUCGGGACGCCGAUGGACGUGAUUAAAGCUCGUCUUCAGAUGGACAGGAGAUAUCGAGGACUCGUCCACUGCAUCACAGAGACCCUGAGGAACGAGGGCCCCGGGGUUUUCUUCAGGAGUCUGGGGAUAAACUGCUUGCGUGCGUUUCCCGUGAACAUGGUGGUCUUCGCCGUGUACGAGGUCAGUGUCCGUGUGCUCAGGUCCCCGGCUCUGGAUCAGCUCUCAUGAUCACAUUAUGUUCUUACUGUAUUCUCAUGUGCAUCAACAUCAUGCAGAGGA
Rhinichthys klamathensis goyatoka is the source of this 985-nucleotide messenger RNA. RefSeq names its product solute carrier family 25 member 47a (gene slc25a47a). Gene Ontology annotation, biological process: transmembrane transport. Gene Ontology annotation, cellular component: mitochondrion. The coding region runs from base 59 to 934 and encodes 291 amino acids. The record is from RefSeq and is a predicted model, not a curated record. Lineage: Eukaryota; Metazoa; Chordata; Actinopteri; Cypriniformes; Leuciscidae. Gene Ontology annotation, molecular function: transmembrane transporter activity. The transcript has 6 exons.